AAUUGUUUGCUUUUCCCUCAGCUUUUCAAACAGAAGGGAAGUUAUAUCUUAUUUUAGACUUUCUCAGAGGAGGCGAUUUGUUUACACGCUUAUCCAAAGAGGUCAUGUUCACAGAAGAUGAUGUCAAAUUUUAUUUGGCUGAAUUAGCACUCGCUUUAGACCAUCUGCAUAGUCUUGGGAUAAUAUACAGAGAUCUAAAACCAGAAAACAUACUUCUUGAUGAAGAAGGGCAUAUUAAAUUAACAGAUUUUGGCUUAAGCAAAGAAUCUAUUGAUCAUGAGAAAAAGGCGUACUCCUUUUGUGGAACAGUGGAAUACAUGGCCCCAGAAGUAGUUAAUCGGCGAGGUCAUACACAGAGUGCAGACUGGUGGUCAUUUGGUGUAUUAAUGUUUGAAAUGCUCACUGGUACUCUACCUUUUCAAGGGAAAGACAGAAAAGAAACCAUGACUAUGAUUCUCAAAGCCAAACUUGGAAUGCCCCAGUUUUUAAGUCCAGAAGCUCAGAGUCUUCUUCGAAUGCUUUUCAAAAGAAAUCCUGCAAAUAGAUUAGGAGCAGGUCCCGAUGGAGUUGAGGAAAUUAAGAGGCAUCCAUUUUUCACCACAAUAGACUGGAAUAAAUUGUACAGAAGAGAAAUUAAUCCACCAUUUAAACCUGCAACUGGCAGACCUGAGGACACUUUUUAUUUUGAUCCUGAAUUUACAGCAAAAACGCCAAAAGAUUCACCUGGUAUUCCACCAAGUGCUAAUGCUCACCAGCUUUUCCGGGGUUUCAGUUUUGUAGCUAUUGCAUCAGAUGAUGAAAAUCAAGCUAUGCAGACAUCUGGUGGGCAUUCAAUAGUUCAGCAGUUGCACAGGAACAGCAUUCAGUUUACUGACGGAUACGAAGUCAAACAAGAUAUAGGAGUUGGAUCCUAUUCCAUUUGCAAGAGAUGUAUACAUAAAACCACAAAUAUGGAAUAUGCUGUAAAGAUUAUAGACAAGAGUAAGAGAGACCCUACAGAGGAAAUAGAAAUAUUGCUACGAUAUGGACAGCAUCCAAAUAUUAUUACUCUUAAAGAUGUAUAUGAUGAUGGAAAAUAUGUAUUUCUGGUAACAGAACUCAUGAAAGGUGGAGAACUGCUGGAUAAAAUCCUUAGGCAAAAAUUUUUUUCUGAAAGAGAAGCUAGUGCUGUGUUAUUGACAAUUACAAAAACUGUUGAAUAUCUUCAUGCACAAGGGGUUGUACAUAGAGAUUUGAAGCCUAGUAAUAUCUUAUAUGUUGAUGAAUCAGGUAAUCCAGAAUCUAUUCGAAUUUGUGAUUUUGGCUUUGCAAAGCAGCUGAGAGCAGAAAAUGGCCUCUUAAUGACACCCUGUUACACAGCAAAUUUUGUUGCUCCAGAGGUGUUAAAAAGGCAAGGGUAUGAUGUAGCAUGCGACAUAUGGAGCCUUGGUGUCCUUCUAUAUACAAUGUUGACUGGUUAUACUCCCUUUGCAAAUGGUCCUGAUGAUACCCCAGAAGAAAUUUUGGCACGAAUAGGUAGUGGGAAGUUUUCUCUCAGUGGUGGAUAUUGGAAUUCUGUCUCAGAAACAGCAAAGGACUUAGUUUCGAAAAUGCUCCAUGUUGACCCUCAUCAGAGAUUGACUGCUGCUCAAGUUCUAAGGCACCCAUGGAUAGUUCAUUGCGAUCAGCUGCCUCAGUACCAACUCAACAGGCAAGAUGCUCCACAUCUUGUGAAGGGUGCCAUGGCAGCUACAUACUCAGCAUUGAAUCGCAAUCAGUCCCCAGUUUUGGAGCCAGUUGGUCGCUCUACGCUUGCUCAAAGAAGAGGAGUAAAAAAAAUUACCUCAACUGCUCUGUGAAAUGACCUCAUGUAAAAAAAAUAUGGUACCACAAUGAGUUGAUAGCACAAAUUAUGGCAACACAUAGCACAUACCCCAAUUACCUGAAAGCACACUCUUCCAGCUGGUACUGUUAUGCUGCUGCUCCUACUUUCAUCUUUUGAAAACUGUUAAAGACAAAACAUUUUCCUUCAAGUGGAGAAAAAAGUGGAAUCAGGAGGGGGAAAAAAACAAUUAAUGGAAAUAAUUAUGAACACCUCUUGUUACAAUAGAUACACUGAAAAAAGCACUCUGCACCAUAUAGCAUUAUUUUUAUAGGGAAUCUUUUUCCUCCCUUUAAAAUAAUUAUUUGAUACAUGUAAGGAUGGACAGUUUAUGUUAAGCACUUACCUUAAAAUAUGUUUAUAUUAGCACUGUAAUUUGUGCCAUCCAGUGUUUUAUAUGUUUUGUAUAUUUUUCCUAACAAUACACUUACGUACUGUUUCCUUCUCUUUAGACUAAUUGAUUUGACAAUUAAAUCUGAUUAAAAUGUUAAUCAGUAUGAUUGGACAUUUCUAAAACAGCUUGACUGUUAAACAGCUAUUGAAUGUAAUUCUGUGAAUGUGUAUUUCCUUGCUUGGAUUUUCCCAUGGACACAUUAUUAGAAAUCUUGGGAAUUGUUAAAGCAUUUAAUGGUAUAAAUGGCAUCUUAUAAUCACAUAUGUGGUUUGCUAUUUAUGGAAGCAAAAAAGGUCUGCAUAUUGUCAUGAUGAGUGUCUUUUUGUGAACCUCAGAAACUAUGGCUAAAUAGUUUAACUUUGGUUCAUCUGAUGUUAAUUGUAACUGGUUUUUCUUUGUUGCUUAAGCAGCAAUACUAUUUAUUGCACAGUGCUGAUCAGAAAAUGGAGAGGGCAGAAAUGUAAUGUUUAAACUGAAAUAGUGCAUUCUCCAAUAAUAAUGUUACAAUAGUGGCCAAAAGUGUGGAUACCUUUUGGGGAAAAUGCAUUUUGAGAUUUGAUGGCUAAUAACACCACUUUUUUUGGAGUUUCGGGAUAAUCAUUCCACUGCUGGAAUGGCCUGGGAAUAGCCCAGACCUUAACCCAAAUGAAAAUCUAUGGAGCCGACUGAAGAAAUUUGUUAGUCAGAAGGAACCCAGCAAUAAAACCCAGUUAAGAGAAGCAAUCAUUCAAUCUUGGUUUCACAUUAUAACAGCUGCAGAACUAAAAGACUUGGUUCACUCCAUGGGAAGAUGUUGUAAGGCCAUAAUUAAUGCUAAAGGUUACCUAACUAAGUAUUAACUGACAUAGUGAUAAUUUUUGUAUACAGUGUAUCUCGUUUUUUCUAUGGUGAUAAUUUUUGUGUAUCUCAUUUUUUCUAUGUGUUUCACUUUUCUUCUUUAUAACUGCUAUUCUACAGUAAUAGCAAAUCCUUCAUGAAAAUUAUUGCAUUACAUUCAUGAUUAAAUUAUCUUUCCAUUGAUAUAUAAUUUUAUAGUACGUGGUGUUAUUAGCUAGUUUUAAAAAAUACACUUUUCCUCAAAGGUUUCCACAAUUUUGGCCACUACUGUAGAUCAUUUUUGUGGCUAAAAAUUAACAGCAGGUCUGUUAUACUUGGGCCACUAUAGACAAAAGCAGCAUUGAGUACAAAUUGAAUGGAAUGUGUCCCAGUGUCUUCAACUGUUUCUAGUGGCUCUGCCUUCCAAGUUUGGCAUCUUUGUAGAUUACAAUCUUGAAGAAUGCUGUAUAAUCAAAUGCUAAGGUUGCUAAACACACAUACUAAACAUAAUGGCACUA
Molecule: messenger RNA, 3589 nt
Organism: Pantherophis guttatus
Lineage: Eukaryota; Metazoa; Chordata; Lepidosauria; Squamata; Colubridae
Source: RefSeq, a predicted model, not a curated record